Messenger RNA from Geodia barretti, 750 nucleotides. NCBI's taxonomy places the organism in Eukaryota, Metazoa, Porifera, Demospongiae, Tetractinellida, Geodiidae. The record is from the annotation of a GenBank genome assembly.
CGUUGCCGAGGCAGCAGCCAUCCUCGCCGACGCCGAGUAUGCCGUCGCCCUGACCGGAGCCGGCCUCAUCGUGUGGAGAGCGGCAUACCGUCGUUUUCGCUGGGGCCGGACGGCCUGUGGACCAAGUACGGGCAGCCGAGCAAUUUGUCAUAUGGUGUGUUCUCCCGGGACCCGCAGGACUGGUGGGAGCAGAGGCUGAGCGAUGAGGACGCGGUGGACAACGCCGAGCCCAACCCCGGUCACGUUGCCAUCGCGCAACUGGAGGACGCGGGCAUCAUCAGGGCGGUGAUCACGCAGAACGUGGACGACCUGCACGGAAGAGCAGGCAGCCUCCACCUGCUGGAAAUCCAUGGCAACCGCAACUACCUACGCUGCAUCGGGUGCGGGUGGCGACGGCCACGGGCGGAGCACGCCAUCACCGACGUUCCACCGGUGUGCGUAGAAUGCGGCGGGAUCAUCAAGCUGGACACGGUGAUGUUCGGCGAACCAAUUCCGCGGGCGGUGCUGGAUGCCUGUUUCGCGGAGACGCAACGCUGCGACGCGAUGCUGCUGGUGGGAACGUCAGGGGCGGUGAACCCGGCCGCGCAACUGCCGUUGCUGGCCCGCGAGCGGGGCGCGUCGAUAAUCGAGGUCAACCCCGAGCCAACCCAGCUGACAGCGGCCGCGCACGUUGUAGUGACCGGACCGUCCGGUGAUAUGCUGCCGCGAAUCGUGCAGGCGCUUCGCUCCGGUGAAUAUCGGUCAAACUGA